This is a messenger RNA of Monodelphis domestica (gray short-tailed opossum), 2773 nucleotides long. It is a transcript of the gene MKRN2OS, whose product is annotated as MKRN2 opposite strand. NCBI's taxonomy places the organism in Eukaryota, Metazoa, Chordata, Mammalia, Didelphimorphia, Didelphidae. The record is from RefSeq and is a predicted model, not a curated record.
AAUGUGGGCUCCAAAGGUGAGGGGAUUAAUUUCCCCAGGGACUGAGGUAUGAAUUCAGGAAAAUUGUGAGUAGGGAAGUUUAGGUCCCAAGUCCAGUGUAGAGGGUGCUGGUCCACUUGGGGAGGAGCAAGUCAGUGGUGCUAGACAGAUGGUGAGAUGGACUGCCUGGAUAAGAGGAGAUGGUGGGAUAUGAAACUGCUAAGAGGGAGUACCAACAUGAAUGAGAUCAUUAAGCCAUUGAAUAAUAACGGCUAGCAUUCAUAUAGUGCUUCAUUUACCCAUGUUACUUCACUUGAUACUCAUAACAAUGUUGAUACUAUUAUUAUCUCCAUUUUACAGAUGAGGAAACUGAGGCUAAGGUUGGGUAAGUGACUUGCCUAAGGUCAUAUAACUAGUGUGUGUCUGAGGCAAGAUUUGAAUUUAGGAGUUCUAAAUUUCAAGUUCCGUACUCUUAUCUGCUUCUCUGCUAUUUUUUUUUGAUGGUACUACCAUUUGGGUCACCCAGCCAUUAGAUGUUAGAGGCGAGACUCGAACCCAGUUUUUCCUGAUUUAGAGGCUAGCAAGCUAACCACCACACCGCCCCCUCUCCUUAUUCUUUUGUUACUUUCUGUUCUUAGAAUCAUUACCAAAUAUAGGUUCUAAGGCAGAAGAGCCGUGAGGGCUAGACAACUGGGCUUACCCGAUUUCUAAUUACAGGAUAGGCAGCUGAGUGGUGCUGUGGAUAGUUUGCCAGACCUGCAUUCAGAAAGUUCAAAUUUGGCUUUAGAUGCUCACUGACUGUGUGACCUUGAGCAAGUCACUCAACCCUAUUUUCCUCAGUUUCCUCAUUUGUCAAAUGAACUGGAGAAGGAAAUGGCCAACUGCUCCAGUAUCUUUGCCAAGAACAUUCCAAAUAGGGUUGCAAGGAGUCAGACACAACUGAACAACUUAUAUAGUUAUUGCAGCUUCUCUUGCCGCCUCUAAAUAAAGCUGUGGAACUUUCACUCUAGAAGGAUCCAGUUUGAGUUUAGAGCUAAAGAACUUUAGAGAUUGAAGGCGGCCUUCGAGAUCCACUAUCUAUCAAUGGGGCAGCUGGGUGGCUCAGUGGAUUAGCUGGGCCUUGAGAGGGAAGGUCCUGGGUUCAAAUCUUACCUCAGACACUUCCCAGCUGUGUGACCCUGGGCAAGUCACUUAACCCCCAUUGUCCAGUCCUUACUGCUCAAAAAUCCAUUAUUCAGAGGAUCAGCGACAUGACUUUGCCAAAACCUCGCAGAGCCGGGAUCUUCCCACUCGCUUUCCCUAAAUCAAAAGAAAUGACGGAACGACCUGGACAUCCCGCAUCUGAGCCCAGAAGAGGCAGCCCGGCGACGCUGGCUCUUUAAGUACAGGACUUGGGGGCGGCUCCAAGCUGUCCGACUGAGGGGACCGCCCAUGGGAGUGACGUCAUGGCGGCUCACGUGGUCCUGACUGUGGCCUAGGCUGGGCUGCGGUGUUCCGGGAGGAGGGGCAGAAGGAGGCGGAGGCUGGCACAGUCCCAGCAUUUUCGGUCUUUUCACCCAGCUGGCCGGGAUGCAGCCGCCCGAAGCCGGCCGGUCCGUGGUCCAAUUCCGCCACUGUGGGAAGGAGGUCUUUGGCUUCCGAGUGCCCGACCUUUGCCCUGUGUGCCGGCGGCCCCUGAACUUCGGGAAGCUGGACGAGGCCCCUGUCAGCAUCGCCCCCCCGCUGAGCAGCGGGCACCGAGAGCGCUGCGCCUUCCUGCUCAGGCCCACCCGAGGGACCUUCCUCAGGGACUAUGAUGGAAAUGCUGAUCUCCAUGUUGGAAUAACCAAUACAUAUGGAAUUGUGUAUAAUUACAAUGAACAAGGUGUCCACAGAGAUGAAGCUGGGUGGGAACAGAGUAUAAGUAUUCCACUAUUACAGCCCAACAUGUUUGGACUGAUGGACCAAUGGGACAAAUAUCUGGAAGAAUUCUCUGCAACAGAUGCCUGGUCUCCAAACAGGUAUGAAGAACAUUGCCACAACUGUUAUACUUUUGCCUUGACAUUCAUUAAUUAUAUACUGAAAACAGAAGGGAAGCAUCAAUUGAACAGAGAUGAAUUCACUGAGAAAUUUGUGGUACCAAGGUCAAGGAGAGCUUCUAAGUACAUUACUCUCUAUCGGGCAAUAGAAGAACACGGUUUCUAUAUUACUGAUCGCCUUAAUUCUGAUACAAACCUUUCUUAGGGGAACAAUUUAUGGAUGAAAUUUUUAAAUGCACAUCUCUGCCAACAAGGAAGAUGAAGUUUGGAGAGCAGCUAUACAAGGGAUUGAUUUCCUGAGCAUUUAGUCUUCUGCAUAUUGGGUUACCAGGACUGAAGAAUUGACUAUCUGGUUGUAGUUGAGGCAGAACCGUAAGGGUUAAAGCCCUCCUCUUCUCCCUGCUUGGGUUGCAUAGUCAGGGUUGUGGGUUGAACUGUGUACGACCUGCCCAGCUGUGUGGUCAAGGUUGGAGUAGCAUCAGAGUAGCAUCAGACUGAUAAGGUUUGUGAGAAAGAAACUGCAAGGUUGGAGUAGCCAGCAAAGAGAGGAUUGAUAAGGUUUGUGAGAAGUUGUGAGAGACUGUGGGAAAGUUGCUUGUUUGGAAUCCUCUCGGUUCUUCCUUGUGCCUGGCAGGUAACGUCGUCAUGUAUUCCUAUGAAUCUGCCCAAUUAUUGGUUCCUGCUGUUGCUGGGCGGUAACAUCAUAUCUUCCUGUGUGUCUUAACCUAUAUAUGCUUUGUGUGAAACCAAUAAAGCUUUGUCGCUAUGCAUUUUCA